This is a messenger RNA of Esox lucius (northern pike), 1146 nucleotides long. It is a transcript of the gene prr18, whose product is annotated as proline rich 18. The record is from RefSeq and is a predicted model, not a curated record. Bases 181 to 927 code for a protein of 248 amino acids. The transcript has a single exon. NCBI's taxonomy places the organism in Eukaryota, Metazoa, Chordata, Actinopteri, Esociformes, Esocidae.
UUCACACCAGUUGAAUUACAAAGCGGACAAUGGCAACGGAUUGGUGAAUGCUGUUCAAUUCAAUAUACCUAGGUUUAACAAACAAUGCGAUUGGUAUAUAGUAUAUUUCUCUACAAUAUUUAAGUCUAAAAGUUCUAUUUUGUUGCGGUUGUGUUCAGAUCAUAUUUAAAUCCAGCUAUAAUGCCGUUUCCGCCAAUAAAUCUACAUCAGAGAAUCUCUUCUCCCGGGAGAGAGUUGUUCCGGAAAAAGAAACAGACGGAAGAAAAAGAUUCGGAGAAGGAAAAGAUUUCGAGGUCUUGGACUACAGCCAAUCUGAUGAAUUUGGGAAGAAAACCACAACAGAAAACCAAACUCCCAAUCCAGGAGACAUCGGGUAUAUCGAACUCUUGGCGAACUAUACCCAAACAUUCUCCGGACUCUUGCAACAGCGUUCCACGUUCUAGUUCGGUUGAAUCUUCCACCCAACGGGACAAGAGCAAACCGUCCUCGCGAAGUUCCAUUGGAAAGGACGAGACGGGAGAGGAAAGAGAGAUUCAGUUUUCUCUAAGUCUCACACCGGAGGCCAUUCUCGUUAUUCAAAAGCGCAGCUUAGAGAAACAGAUGCUUGCCAAACAGCAGAAGUGUUGUGCGUCCGUGGAUCUUCGGCACAGGCGAGUCUUUCCUUCCAAACGGACUCAAGGAGGUGUUUCCAAAAGCACGGUCCCCGCCGUCGCUAAUCCAGAAUAUGCAGAGGACAUUACCACCAUAGUUAAAAUCUCUUUACUAAAUGAUCAGUAUAAGUACGAUGACGUAGAAUAUGAGGAAGAAGAUGGAGACGUAGAUGAGACUGUUGUGAGGAAAUGCAAAGAGUGGUUGAAAGGAGUUGAGAGCGCCGCUGCUUUAGGCAAAAUUGACAAAAUAUCUGCACUUCCGCACCUUAAAAGCUGAUGAUGUCGACUGACUGGCAUGUUUGAGGACUUUAGUAGGCUAUGUGGAGAUAAAUGGUUAGCUGUGAAAAUUGCACAUUGGACACAAAGGAGAGUAGCCUGUUCACUGACACUGCUCAUCAUUACGCACGUUGAGUAUCCACACAUGGGAUCGGGAGUGUUUUUGUUUUUUUUAACUAAUAUUUCUAAUGAUGUCAGAAUUAAAUCCCUUUACUGUUAA